AUGGUCAAUGGUCAAAUGAUUUUCUUUUUCUUUUUCCCACAGGUCACCCAGAUGUUGAUUGGGAAAGAUAAUUCCACAUCUGGAGGAGGCUUCAUCUUGGUGGGCUUCUCCGAGCAGCCAGGGCUAGAGAGGAUCUUAUUUGUGCUCAUCUUGAUAUUCUACCUUCUAACACUCAUGGGCAAUGGGACCAUCAUUCUGGUCUCACGCCUGGACCCCCAUCUCCACACCCCAAUGUAUUUCUUCCUCACUCAUCUCUCAUUUAUUGACCUCACUCUUGUGACCUGCAUCAGCCCCCAGAUGUUGUUCAACCUUCAGGGACCAGACAAAUCCAUAAGUUUUGUUGGAUGUGUGGUCCAGCUUCUCAUCACGGUGGGUGUGGGGAUCACUGAGUGUGUCCUUCUGGCCAUGAUGGCCUAUGAUCGCUAUGUUGCUAUCUGCCAGCCCUUGCAUUAUUUCACACUCAUGCCUCCACAGCUGUGCUGGGCACUGGCCGGCAUAUCCUGGUUUCUUGGUUUCAGCACCUCAUUGAUCCACACCCCUAUCACCAUGACCCUUCCCAGAUGUGGGCACCACCGGAUAAACCAUUUCUAUUGUGAGACACCCCCAAUGAUGGAGCUGGCCUGUGUGGACACCACAAAUUACAAGAAGGAGAUUAUGAUCCUAAGUAGCAUCUUCCAUGUCUUUCCUCUAUCACUGAUCUUGGUCUCUUAUGGGCGAAUUGCCCAUAAUGUUUUGAGGAUAAAGACAUCUGGUGGGAGACAGAAGGCCCUUGGGACCUGUGGCUCCCAUCUUACGGUGGUGUCUAUUUUCUACGGUACUCUCAUCUAUGUGUACAUGACUCCAAAAUCAAAGUCCUCUCAGGAUGUGACCAAGUUUGUAGCACUCUUAUACAAUCUCAUUCCACCUUUUAUCAAUCCUGUAAUCUACACUUUGAAAAACAGAGAUGUCAAGGAAGCAAUAAGGAAGCUGGUGAUGCAGAAACAAAAAGAGAAGACAUAG
Molecule: messenger RNA, 999 nt
Organism: Choloepus didactylus (southern two-toed sloth)
Lineage: Eukaryota; Metazoa; Chordata; Mammalia; Pilosa; Megalonychidae
Product: olfactory receptor 2G3-like
Exons: 1
Coding region: 1-999 (332 amino acids)
Biological process (GO): G protein-coupled receptor signaling pathway
Cellular component (GO): membrane
Molecular function (GO): olfactory receptor activity; G protein-coupled receptor activity
Source: RefSeq, a predicted model, not a curated record